Molecule: messenger RNA, 702 nt
Organism: Macrosiphum euphorbiae (potato aphid)
Lineage: Eukaryota; Metazoa; Arthropoda; Insecta; Hemiptera; Aphididae
Source: the annotation of a GenBank genome assembly
AUGCAAGCAAAUAAUAAACAUGAUAUUGGUCAUUUUCUUGGUAAGUCUGUUGACAAUACAUUAAAAUAUGAAAUGCUUAUUUCUCCAUGGAACCCUUGUAGUGCUUAUGAUUUUAAAGCAGAUAUUAGUGUUGGUAAAAGACCUUUUUUGUUAGCUCAGCCAUUUUUAAAGGAGCUUUUUGCAAAUUUACAGAGUGCUAAAAAUGUUAUAGCUAUUAUGGAUGGUAAAAAAAUAGAUGUACAUCAAAUAUUAAAUUCUUCAGUGAAAAAUGUAAUUGAAUCAAACAAUCGUAAACUGCAUUCAAUAAUUUCUUCUAUUAUUUUCCUUGGUGUACAUGGAAUACCAAUCAGAGGAAAAACUGAUGACACAGCUGUAUUUAAUAAUUUACUACAUUUUAGGGUUGAAAAUGGAGAUGAAAUUUUGAAUGAUCAUUUUAAAAAUAGUGCUAAAAAUGCAAAUUACAUGUCUCAUAGUAUACAAAAUGAACUUAUAAAAAGUAUAUUAAACAAAAUUAUUUCUAGUUUACAAGAAUGGGGUUUGGACCUAAAUAAAUUGGUAGGACAAGGAUAUGAUGGUGCUAGUACAAUAGCUGGACAUGUCAGUGGUGUACAAAAAAGAAUAAGAGACAAGUAUAAGAAAGCGUUGCUCCAAGUCUUACGAAGUUGUGUGUUACUAGGUGGUCGGAGUCACAUAAGGCAUUAA